CUGGAUCUGCUUCUGUGAACUUUAGGAUGGAGUGGACCAAUGUUUUAUAAAGGUUUUAUAUUUUAUGUACAACUUCAGUCAGAUUUGAGCAUCGCAUCAAUUCAGGAUAAAGGCGUUACAAAACAAUAUUAAACAAACAUGCACAUUUUGAUCCGUCGAUAUGAACCUUCUGAUCAAGAAGCCAUUGAAAUGAUUUACCCAGAUGCAAUUAAGGAACACAUCAACACUGCAUUCCUAUACGCCAUGUCCCAGCCUCUUCACAUCACUAUAAGUCUGUUUAUUUGCAUUGGUGCUUAUCUGCUCGGCGGGUCUGUUAUUUUGGCCCUAAUAUGUGGAGGAGCCUGGGUUGGCCUGGUGUACUUCUGCUGCUAUGAGUAUUACGCUUCUUAUGUCCGGAAGAGACUGCGUACGGACAUGAAGGACAUUCCAGGUCACUAUCUUAGCAAUCCAGAUAACUGCUUCUGGGUCGCUGAAGCUGAGAUGAAUGGUAAGCGUCGGAUUUUGGGUAUGGUGGCUGUGGAAGCCAAAGAUGAUGGCGACGGAAAGAGACAUGGAGAGCUUUUACGAAUGAGCGUGUUGUCCACCUGUCGCCGUGCUGGUCUUGGUCGACAGCUGGCUAAAACCGCCAAAGACUUCUGCAAGGAACGUGGCUUUACAAAGAUCAAACUUUCCACCUCUUCUGCUCAAAGAUCAGCCUUGGCAUUUUACUAUAAGAUGGGCUUUAAACUGGUCCUGGUUAAUACUCAAUCUGGGAGACCAAAGUGGUUGGUCUGGAUGACUCGCCUCAAAAUUUUGUACAUGGAGAAGAUUAUGUGAUCCUUAACUGCUGUUAACACACCUGACCUGAGCUCAAUAGCAGAAAGUAUUUGUAACAACAUAGUACUUUUACAGUAUGUACUUGUAGGUAAAAGGAAACAAUAUGUUAAGUUUGGGGUAAUAAUAUGGUAAAAGUAGGCUAUUUUAUAGCUACAGGGUACCUAGUUUUGUAAUAUUAAGUGGUAUAUGACUUAUGUUGAUGGGUUAUAUGGCCUAUUGAUUUUUUGUUAUAUUUUAAAUGAGAUUUUUUUUCAUAUUCGCUACCUAAUGAAAGUUUAUUGUAUACAGUCCAUGUCUAUGAACAUAUUGGCAAAUAAGAUAUAACACUUUUAAUUCGGUAUAGACUGUAUUAUAAUAGCAAAAGUUGAGCUGAUUUUAUUUGGUUAUCUGUGUUUUAAGGCA
Messenger RNA from Paramisgurnus dabryanus, 1218 nucleotides. RefSeq names its product probable N-acetyltransferase camello. The record is from RefSeq and is a predicted model, not a curated record. NCBI's taxonomy places the organism in Eukaryota, Metazoa, Chordata, Actinopteri, Cypriniformes, Cobitidae. Gene Ontology annotation, molecular function: N-acetyltransferase activity.